Molecule: messenger RNA, 1743 nt
Organism: Microthlaspi erraticum
Lineage: Eukaryota; Viridiplantae; Streptophyta; Magnoliopsida; Brassicales; Brassicaceae
Source: the annotation of a GenBank genome assembly
AUGGAUGAUGCUCAAUGCAAGUAUGCAACCACAGAGAAGGAGCUCCUUGCCAUAGUCUUUGCCUUUGAGAAGUUUCGAAGCUAUAUAGUUGGAUCCAAGGUGAUUGUGCACACUGACCAUGCUGCCCUUAGACACAUCUUCGCUAAAAAGAUACAAAGCCAAGACUUCUCAGAUGGAUCCUUUUGCUUCAAGAGUUUGAUAGAAGUUGUGGACAAAAAGGGAGUAGAAAAUGGAGUUGCUGAUCAUCUCUCUAGGAUGCGAGUUGAAGACAUGAUCCCCAUCAAUGAUUCUAUGCCUGAAGAACAGCUUAUGGCAAUCAUGAUCUUGAAGGAGAGUUUUGAUGAGAAAGCCAGGCUGGAAGAAGUUAAGGCUCUGCGUGAUGAGAAUUUGCCAUGGUAUGCUGAUAUAGUGAACUUCAUGGUGUCCGGAGAAGUCCCUAGUAGCUUUGAUGCUUACAAGAGGAAGAAAUUCUUCAAGGAUGCUAGGCAUUACUAUUGGGAUGAGCCCUACCUGUACAAGAGAGGACCAGACAGCAUUUACAGGAGAUGCAUUGCUGAAGAGGAUGUGCAAGGAGUUCUAGAGCAUUGCCAUGGGAUGCAGCAGACUACAUUGCCAAGUGUGAUCCGUGCCAAAGGAAAGGAGGGAUCACCAAGAGGACGAGAUGCCACUAAACCCAAUUCUACCUGUACAAGAGAGGACCAGACAGCAUUUACAGGAGCAACUAAGGUUUUGCAAUCGGGUUUAUGGUGGCCUACUUUGUUUAAGGAUGCAGCAGACUACAUUGCCAAGUGUGAUCCGUGCCAAAGGAAAGGAGGGAUCACCAAGACGGACGAGAUGCCACUAAACCCAAUUCUACCUGUACAAGAGAGGACCAGACAGCAUUUACAGGAGGAUGCAGCAGACUACAUUGCCAAGUGUGAUCCGUGCCAAAGGAAAGGAGGGAUCACCAAGACGGAUGAGAUGCCACUAAACCCAAUUCUAGAGGUUGAGAUUUUUGAUGUAUGGGGAAUAGACUUCAUGGGACCUUUCAAACCCUCUUCAAACGGGCACAACUACAUUUUGGUUGCUGUAGACUAUGUAUCCAAAUGGAUUGAAGCCAUUCCCUGCCCAACUUGUGACGCCAAGAUGGAGGCUCCCAUUUCAUCAACAAGGUGUUUGAAAAUUGAUGAGAAGCCACGGAGUAAAACACAAGGUCGCCACCCUUAUCACCCUCAAACCAGUGGGCAAGUUGAAGUCUCCAACAGACAGAUCAAGGCCAUAUUGGAGAAGACUGUGAGCUUCACUAGGAAAGACUGGGCAGCAAGGCUUGAUGAGGCACUUUGGGCUUAUAGGACAGCCUACAAAACCCCCAUUGGAAGGUCUCCUUUCAAUUUGCUGUAUGGGAAGGACUGCCACUUACCUGUGGAGGUCGAAUAUAAGGCUUUAUGGGCAGUAAAGAUGCUGAACUUUGAUAUAAAGGCAGCACAAGAAAGGAGGGUAAUGAACUUGUUUGAGCUGGAGGAGAUAAGAAUGAAUGCCUAUGAGAACUCUAGGAUUUACAAGAUGAGAACCAAGGCAGCCCACGACAAACUGAUUCGCCUUAAGGACUUCAAGGUUGGGGACAGUGUGCUCUUGUUUAACUCCAAGCUAAGGUUGUUUCCCGGGAAGUUGAGGUCAAAGUGGUCGGGGCCAUUCAAGAUCACGAAGUUCUACCCUAUGGAUCCCUCACUCUGCUCAACCAAGAGGGGAAGGAAUUCACAGUGA